CAUGUACAUCAGUCUGUCAGAGUGGAAAUCCGGCACUACAUUUACAUCAGGCUGUGAGAGUGGGAGACCGGCACCACAUGUAUAUCAGUCUGUCAGAGUGGUAACCCGGCACCACAUGUACAUCAGUCUGUCAGAGUGGAAAUCCGGCACUACAUUUACAUCAGGCUGUGAGAGUGGGAGACCGGCACCACAUGUAUAUCAGUCUGUCAGAGUGGGAACCCGGCACCACAUGUACAUCAGUCUAAGCUGGAACAAAACAUUCACAUUACCGUAUUUUUACGUCCGUCAGAAGUUUAUACAGUUCAAAGGCUUUCUGAGAUAUUUACCAUUAAUUGAUCGACAAUUUCCGUUUCUUGAAGCAUUAUAAAGUCGUAGUGUUCCUUGGUUUUUAAUAUUUACACAACAGACGUUAUUUGAUAUGUCUCCUGCAUGUCAUACUGCGAACAAAGACACGUGUUCUACAGUACACGCAUAAUACUGGUGGUCGAUUCGGAUCGGACAGUGUACAGAUAGUUUAAGUGGAAUCUAUCAGUUAUAACGCAGAUAACAUUCGUUAACUGAUACGUACAGUACCAGACAGUAGGCAAGUCGCAUGUAUAGCCCAAAGGCUGAUUUACCGAUUUUCAAUUUGAAAACUUGGCGAACAAGUCAAGGGUUUACGGAAAUAUUAAAUCACUUCCAGUGUUUCGUUUCAGAGUUCACAGUACGUGAUAAAAACAGAGUGUUCGCAUUAUCAUUUGUAGCUAGAAAACGAAACGGACGUUUAGGAGAGAUACGAUGUAGAGUUGUGAAAAUCCUCAACAUGGGAUGUUUAAAGUCAAAGUUCACAUCAAUCAACAAGACAAAAUACGCGGAUGUUCAGCCGGAAGUACCAACACUGACUGACACACAGGUUGAAAUUUUAGAAAAAUCCUGGGAUUCUCUAAAACAUGAUAUUUCUAAAGUGGGAGUUAUUACAUUUAUGAAUUUAUUUCAAACUCAUCCAGAAGUACAAGAUGCAUUUUUACCAUUCCAACAACUUUCCAAAGAAGACAUGGAACACAGUGCUAUCUUGAGGUCACAUGCGUUGCGGGUCAUGGGAACCGUGGAGAAAUGCAUAGGCAGAAUUAAGACUCCCGAAAAAUUACACAGUCUUAUGCACGAAUUGGGGGAAAGACAUACAAAUUACAACGCCAGAUACGACUUUGUUGAUCUGGUAGGAAAUCAGUUUGUACUUGCUAUCAAACCUCAUUUUGGAGACCAAUGGACGAUGGGAAUGGAGGAUGCAUGGGCCCAACUCUUUAAGGUCAUGACUUUCCAUAUGAAGAAAGGACUGAUAGAUGCUCCAAUAAUAACAUAUUAGGCAUCAAGUGAUGUUUGUCCGGCAUUCCAUACACCUGAUUUCCGUCAGAGAAAAGGGGUCAAUUUCCAGAAAAUACAUCUACAUCGAAUUGUGCAUUUGUGAUAACAAUGAUUUCAGAGUGCAUGAACAGCAUACGAAUUUCAAUAACCUCUCAGAAUUUGAUCACCCCUAGACAAGAAAAAGUGUAUAUUUUGUGUAAUUCAUACAUCUUGUAUAGCAUGACACAUGUAUUUAUACAUGUUAUAAUUUAUAAAAUGUAAUGCAAAAUAUACCUGUAAUUUCUAC
Messenger RNA from Ostrea edulis (European flat oyster), 1627 nucleotides. RefSeq lists its product as uncharacterized. Gene Ontology annotation, molecular function: heme binding; oxygen binding. The record is from RefSeq and is a predicted model, not a curated record. The transcript has 3 exons. NCBI's taxonomy places the organism in Eukaryota, Metazoa, Mollusca, Bivalvia, Ostreida, Ostreidae. Bases 593 to 1342 code for a protein of 249 amino acids.